Molecule: messenger RNA, 2468 nt
Organism: Pseudophryne corroboree (corroboree frog)
Lineage: Eukaryota; Metazoa; Chordata; Amphibia; Anura; Myobatrachidae
Gene: SLC19A1
Product: solute carrier family 19 member 1
Exons: 6
Coding region: 137-1669 (510 amino acids)
Biological process (GO): folate transmembrane transport
Cellular component (GO): plasma membrane; basolateral plasma membrane; apical plasma membrane
Molecular function (GO): folic acid binding; folate:monoatomic anion antiporter activity
Source: RefSeq, a predicted model, not a curated record
GGUCGCGCAAGGCAUGUCGGGAGCUGUAGUCCACACAAUGUGCAGGGUAUUUACUUGACACUGGAGAAGGGACAUUUUAAAACGUGUCUGUGACUGAAGGAAGACAACAAGUGAGUACACAGGAUUUCAUGCGGAGAUGGCUCCGGAAUGUGAUAGCAGUGAUAAUCUAGAACCUCCAGAGGAGGCUACAGAGGCGGAGAAGGAACAUCAGUCUCCUACUGAAGAAGCUCAGUCUCCAUCCGAGGACCAGCCGCCAGCAGCAGCCGAGGACAACCAUCAGUGGAAGAUUCUGCUCUUCUACCUCUGCUUCUAUGGAUUUAUGAACCAGCUGCGUCCAGGAGAAAGCUUCAUAACGCCGUUCCUACUGAGCCCAGAAAGGAACUUUACAAAAGAACAGGUCACCAAUGAAAUUACUCCGGUGCUGAGCUACUCGUACAUGGUGGUGUUGGUGCCUAUUUUCCUUCUGACCGAUUAUCUCCGCUACAUACCAGUGUUGAUCCUGCAAAGCCUUAGUCACAUCUCUGUAUGGCUGAUGCUCAUCUUUGGCACAGAUGUCCUCACUAUGCAGUUCAUGGAGUUCUUCUACGGCAUCACCAUGGCGGCUCGUGUUGCGUAUUCAUCAUACAUCUUCUCAUUGGUUUCUCCGGCCAGGUAUCAGAAGGCAGCCAGUUACUCCCGAUCCUCUGUGCUUUUUGGGGUCUUUGUGAGCUCUGUGUUGGGACAGCUUUGUGUCACUGUGGGCGGCGUUCCUUUUCAGACUCUCAAUUACAUCUCUCUGGGUUUCAUGGCGUUUGGACUCAUCCUCACAUUCUUUCUGCAACGUCCCAAGAGAAGCCUCUUCUUCAAUAAAACUAUUUCUAAGCAGGAAAAUGGGGUGCAUCAGUCCGAGCUGCAGAAGAUAAAUCCAGAAGCCAAAGAUGAAGGUCUCUGCUCAGGGUGGAGAGAGUUUGUGAUUGUCCGUAUGCUCUUAGAAGUGAAGAGAACAAUCCGUCAUCCCAGACUGCGAAUCUGGUCCCUGUGGUGGAUCUUUAACUCUGCCGGGUACUACCUUAUGCUGUAUUACGUGCAGAUUCUGUGGAACGAGAUCUAUCCCGCAACAGACAACCGCAGGGUAUACAAUGGGGGUGUUGACGCUGCUUCUACACUUCUUGGAGCCCUGACCUCAUUUGCUGCUGGUUACGUGAAGAUCCGCUGGAGUCUGUGGUCGGAACUGGUGAUUGGUUUAGUCACUGCUCUGCAGGCUGGGCUCCUCCUCCUCAUGAACACGACCACAAAUAUCUGGGUGUGUUAUGUGGCUUAUGUCCUUUUCCGCAGUUCUUACCAGUUCCUGGUCCCCAUCGCCAUUUUCCAGAUUGCAAGCUCUUUAUCCAAGGAACUUUGUGCACUAGUGUUCGGAGUUAACACUUUCUUUGCCACAGUCCUGAAAACAAUUAUUACGGUUAUUAUCGCUGACAAGAGAGGCUUGGCUCUGUCUGUACACCCACAGUUUUAUGUCUAUUUUGCCUACUUUACGGUCCUGGCUGUGGCGUACCUUAUUGCUGCUGCCGUGGUGAUCAUCAAGUACAAGAAAUCAGAGCGUAUUGAAGCGAAUGGCAAGACCCAGCCGGAAGCACCCACCGAGCAGAAGGCGGUGACGGAUAAAAGUGCCGGCGUGGAAUCUCAUGCAUAAAGCCAGUCCGUCUCCAAACACGAGAUGACAGUAUUCCAGUAUUAGCACAAACUCAGGUCAGCCUGUGAUGAAAGCAGACGCUGUCGUUAGGACAAUAUCUUUAGGAAUAGUGAGACCAAGUUGUGCUAGUGCCAAGGUACAUAUUGUACAUGCUACAAGAUCCUGCCUCUCUGUAUAAGUUAAGAGUAGGUACACGUGGCUGCUUUGGGUCAUUCCCAUCUAGAACCGUUAGCACUGGUUGGCAGACUGAAAACGGAUGAUCGAGUCCACUGCAGAAGAAUCUCAGGGAUUGGGCUUUGCCAAAGGACAGGAGUUCUUGAUCUUGGAUGCUAAGUAAUUACUCAAGUAAGUUUAUAUGCCUUAGGACACAUUCUCACUGCACCAGCCGUGCCAGGAGGUAAAUCUUUGGAUGACUAUUCGAUCACAACAGUUUGAGAAGAGUCACCAAACUGGAACUCUGACUAUAAGAGACGCUGUUUCGGAUGUCUACUAAUUUACAGUAGUAUACUGUAGUCACUGGAAGACCAGCACACUUGAAACUGUGAAAUGACCGACCAGAGAUAAUUUAUUGUCUGGUUCAUUAUUUAAUGAAAACCGUUUUAAAGGACAGUGAUCAGCUAAAUUUGAUGGGCUCCCUCUAUGGGAAUGAAAGUGCACUUAUAAUUUUUAUUACUCUAGCUGUACAAUGAAGUAUGUGGUUAAUUUUACAAACACGGUUUUUUUCCCUGCAAAGUGUGCUGUGUGCACUUUUCUCAUAUCUGCUGUACCUUUGGACCAAAAUAAAUACAGAGAUACAGAC